Molecule: messenger RNA, 2214 nt
Organism: Chenopodium quinoa (quinoa)
Lineage: Eukaryota; Viridiplantae; Streptophyta; Magnoliopsida; Caryophyllales; Amaranthaceae
Exons: 8
Coding region: 559-2007 (482 amino acids)
Source: RefSeq, a predicted model, not a curated record
GAAUGAAUUGUGCAAAAGUUCAAUUGUUGCAAAUUGCAAUUAUAUUGGAACGGAGGAAGUAAAAGAUAAAACCACUUCUAGUCUUCUUUUUCGCCAAUUUCUCCAAUUACACAUUGACAACUAAUGUCGUAAACUCAACUUGGGCACACAUUCGCUUUCUCAUAAAGUCUAAUUUUUUCUAAUUUAAAACAGUAUUUUAUUUUUUCCCACUCUUGAUACCCACCCAAAAUGAACAUUAGCCAGCCUUGCUUUAAAUAUCUCGAAUCCUCGUAAUUAUCAGCACCUAAAAAUGUUUUCCAACCCCCAAAAUUUAAUACAAAAACUUAACACGAAACCAUAGUUGUUGUUGUUUAGAACCCUCAACACGUUACCAAUCUAUAGAAUUAAACUUUGAAAUUUCAAUUCUUUCCUAUACACAUUCUCAUUAAUGAAUUUAUCUCCUUAACCUCGUAACUACCAUUGACGUACCUCUCAGACUCUCAUAUUAAUUUCGGCACCUGUUAUUUUCACUCUCUCUCCUCCCUCCCUCACUCACUCUUUUUUUCAUCGCCGCCGAUCAUGCCGCCGCACGACGACGGCGCCACCUGCUUCUCCGCUGGAGAUUCUCUCUCCGACGUCGAUGACCUAAUUUCCGACCACCAUAAUUGCUCGCAUUGCCAGGAUUCCGAUCCAUCUCCGUCAUCUUCCGAGACGAAUUCCGAUAAACUUCACCGGAUUAUCUCCGCCGCCGUUAAAGGUUUCUCUAUUGGUGCUGGAUUGAAAGGCGGUGUCUCAAUUUUCUCUCUCCUCGCUCGUUUGAGUCGCCGGAGAUCCCCCAAUUCUCUCAAGAAAGUAAGUGAUGUUUCGAGUAGUGAGGAGAUUUUAUCGGUGAUUAAGGAAACUUUGAGAUAUGGGUUGUUUCUUGGUGUUUUUGCUGGUACUUUUUCUUCAGUUGAUGAAAUUGUUGCUACUUUGGGUGGACAUCGUAGGACUGCAAAAUGGAGGGCGUUACUGGCAGGUGGUAUUGCUGGGCCUUCUAUGCUAUUAACUGGGUUAAAUACACAACAUAAUAGCUUGGCUAUUUAUAUCCUCAUGCGAGCAGCUGUUUUAGCAUCUCGCUGUGGAAUUAAGAGCAAACGAUUUGGUCGCAUCUGCAAACCGUUGACUUGGACUCAUGGGGACAUCUUCCUCAUGUGUCUUUCAUCCUCCCAAAUUUUGUCUGCUUACAUAUUGAAGCAAGAAUCUCUGCCUUCAUCAUACAAGUUGUUCCUCAAUAAACAUGGAGCAAAGGAUUUGUCUAUCCUGCAGGGUGUGAAAGAGAUCGCAUGUGGCAUGCCUUUUUCUAAUCUGGGGGCAAUAGAGAAUUAUUAUAAAUCAACGGGUAUAGACAUCAAAUUAGAUCCAGAAAUGAAAGUUCCCUGCUCGAUUGUUCAUGGGAAUCAAUCAUGUGCAGCUCAUGUCUUCACGUUUCUUAUUCAAGCGUAUAAAAGAGCACUUCCAGUGUAUCUUCCAGUAUAUUUGGUUCCUGCACUAAUAGUUCACCGUAAAGACCUAUUGAAAAGACCGUACCCAAUAUUGGGGAAGAGUGUUAUUGGUAUUGCACGGUCAAGCUUGUUCUUGUCUUCAUAUUGUGCUUCUGCCUGGAUGUGGACAUGCAUUCUUUUUAGGAUUUUCAAGAAAUGCAACAUUCCAAUGGUGGCAAUGGGGACGUCCCCAGCUGGCCUUGCACUAGCCAUUGAAAAGAAAAGCAGACGAAUCGAAAUAUCCCUAUAUUGCCUAGCUCGUGCAAUUGAGAGCUUCUUCACAUGUAUGGCUGAUAUUGGAUAUCUUCCUCAAUCACUAGUAAACAUCAAGAGAGCUGAUGUGGUUGUAUUUAGCUUUUCAACAGCCAUUAUUAUGCAUUGCUAUUCACAAGAGCGAGAGGUCUUCAGAUCCAAGUACCUAAAUGUUCUCGAUUGGGUAUUUGGUGUGCCGCCACCACCCUGCUACACUCCUCGCUAUAGAAACAAACUGAAGAGCGAAGAAUGAACUUGAAGCAUCAAGGGUCAUCAAUUUUUUAUCUCCCCAGCAAGUUUAUCUUAACCCAUGUUUCACUAGGGAGCCAUAUGUACAACAAUUAGUUACUAGUCACAUUAUUAACGAUAGGUCUAUACUCUAUAGUGUCUAUAGUGUUUUUGUAAGUUGUAACCCUCAUUCAAUGUAUGGUAAUUUAUUUAAACUUUCAUUUUUGCAGUA